Messenger RNA from Dioscorea cayenensis subsp. rotundata (Guinea yam), 2068 nucleotides. Its product is annotated as rhodanese-like domain-containing protein 6. The record is from RefSeq and is a predicted model, not a curated record. Lineage: Eukaryota; Viridiplantae; Streptophyta; Magnoliopsida; Dioscoreales; Dioscoreaceae.
AAUUAAAACCCCAUCUUUGAUUUUACCCACCCACCUCGUGAACUUCAAACUUCUUUGCGUGGAUGCAAAUUUAGGGUUGGGGUUCUGCUGGCGGACUUGAGCUGCGGGCAAUGGCGGAGAGCCUCCGUGAUGGGGAAGGAGGAGAAGGGGUCCUCCUCUACUAUAAAUACGCCGACGUACCUGAUGUGGCUGCACUCGCGAGCUUCUAUGAGUCCCGUUGCCGUGCCCUCGGUCUCCUCGGUCGCGUCCGCGUCGCUCCCCAUGGCGUCAAUGUCACUAUUGGUGGGAAGAUGUCAUUACUUAGGAAGCACAUUGCGGAAAUGAGGUCUGACACCUUAUUUGAUGGAACUGACUUCAAACUUGCAUCCUGUCAUCAACCUUCUAAUGAGAAGAUUGCGAAGGAGUGCGGAUUCACAGACCUCUCUGUUCGUAUUGUCAAGGAAUUAGUUACUUUGAGUUCAAAUCCUUCACUGAAGUUACCAGAAAUUUCCAAUGUUGGAAGGCAUCUCUCAGCAAUGGAUUUCCAUUCUUUUCUCCAAGAUGCUGCUGAAAAUGCUGUGGACUCUCAGGAGUCUGUGCGUCAGAAACUAAUUUUAUUGGACGCAAGGAAUCUAUAUGAGACAAGGAUUGGCAAGUUCAAGAUUUCUAAUGUGGAGACUUUAGAUCCAGAAAUAAGACAAUACAGUGAUUUACCCGCUUGGAUUGAUGAACAUUCUGAGCAACUGCGUGGCAAACAAGUCCUUAUGUAUUGCACUGGUGGCAUUAGAUGUGAGAUGGCAUCAGCCUACAUCCAGUCCAAAGGUGUAGGUUUUGAGAAUGUGUUUCAGUUGUUUGGUGGAAUUCAAAGAUAUAUGGAGCAAUUUCCUAAUGGGGGCUAUUUUAAAGGAAAGAAUUUUGUCUUUGAUCAUAGGAUAUCAGUCGGAAGUCUGGAUGGAAAUAUUCUCGGAGCUUGUCUAAUAUGUCAUUCUCCCUUUGAUGAUUAUUCAUCUAGGUGCAGAUGUAAGCACUGUAGGAUGCUUGUAUUGGUGUGUUACAGCUGUCAGGGUGACAACAGUGAAAGAUAUGUCUGCGAGCUGUGCCAGAGACAUUGCAAGGGUGACAGAACUUUGCCAUUAAAAGACGACAACCCAAUGGAUUCAGAUUUCACAUCUGAUUCAUCUGAAUAUACUGCAGUGGAAUUAACCUCCUUAGAUGGUCGUUCAACUUCUGUCUCUGACAGGCCUAGAAGAAAUGGUCCUAGCCCUCAAAGGAAGUUAAGGAUUCUCUGCUUGCACGGUUUCAGGCAGAAUGCGUCAAGUUUCAAAGGAAGGACAUCUUCACUGGCUAAAAAACUUAAGAGUAUGGUAGAGUUCACUUUCAUUGAUGCGCCACAUGAGCUACCGUUUAUUUAUCAAGAACGGCCUAGCAAAGCAGAACAAAACUCCAAGAGCUCUUCAUCGGAGCAGCCUCCAAAUUUAAGCAAUUCAAUCCAGCAACCGUCACCGCAAGAGAACAGCAAGAAACGAUUUGCAUGGCUGGUUGCUUCCGACUCUAACCACACCAAAGAAUUAGGCUGGAGGAUGGCAGAUAUGCCAUUUGAUCCUCUGCAGUAUCAGCAACAAACAUCUGGAUUCGAAGAAUCCUAUAACUAUAUCAGGCAAGUGGUAUCACAUUCGGGCCCCUUUGAUGGGAUCCUUGGUUUCUCACAAGGAGCCGCCAUGGCUGCCUUGAUCUGUGAGAAGCAACAGAGAAACCAUGGCAACCAUGACAUCUUGACUUUCAGAUUUGCAAUCUUAUGUUCUGGCUUCUCAGCAUGUCUGGAUACAAUUGGCAAGGGUUCCAUAAAAUGCCCAUCAUUGCAUAUCUUCGGUCAUAAACAGGGCCAAGACAGGCAGAUUAGACCUGAUGUUAGCAGAGAACUUGUUCAAUUGUUUGACGAAGAGUGUGCCGUGGUCAUUGAGCAUGACCUUGGUCAUAUAAUCCCGACACAGUCGCCAUACAUUGAUCAGGUUAAAGAAUUCCUUGUUCGUUUUGUAUGAAGCCAAUGAUUAUCUUAAAUAUUUAUCAACUCUUUGUAUUGCUUGUUUUA